AUGUCGGCUCCGGCCCGAGAAGCAACUGCUACGCCGGAGCAGCCAUCCUUCGAUGUUCUGGUGGAAGAUGCACCGUCAAGUCCCUCGCUGUCCAGAAGUCGAAUCGUCGCCACCAUCGCCUCCAUCACCUGCAUUACGAGCAUUGGCAAUCUGCUCGGUGGAUUCUUGACGGUUUGCAUUCCCGUCAUCUCGACUGAUCUGUACAUCCCCCCCGAGAUCCAGCUCUGGCCGACCGCUGCAUUCUCCCUGGCCUGCGGCUGCACCCUGCUCCCAUGCGGCGCCAUCGCCGACGUGCUCGGCUGUCGACGCAUUUGCCUUCUCGGAGCCCUGCUUCAGGCCGCCAGUGCCCUGGGUGCCGGGCUGUCUGCCACGUCCACGCAGCUCAUCGCUCUCCGCGCGAUGGCGGGCCUGGCGUCCUCGUUCUGUCUGCCCGGUGCCGUCGGCGUCACCGCGCAUACCUUCCCCGCCAACGACAGUCCGCGUCUGCGGAGCGUCGCGUUCGCAGCCAUGGGCGGUGGACAGGCCGUCGGUUUCGGACUGGGUCUGGUCCUGGGCGGCGUGUUCUCCGACACCAUCGGCUGGCGCUGGGGCUUCUACGCCACGGCCAUUCUGAACGGCCUGGUACUGGCUCUGGCGCUGUGGGCGUUGCCCCGUAAAGUAGACGGCGAGCCCCUGCGACUCCGAGCCUUGGGCCGUCUGUCCCGCGACGUCGACUGGAUCGGUGCAUUGCUCAUCAGCUCCGCGCUGGCCCUCCUCUCCUAUGCCCUGGCAGUGGCCACGGGAUCCGACGCGGAGCGCAAAAUGCGCGAACCGGGUAACCUCGCCAUGAUCUGUAUAUCCGUCGCGCUCAUCCCAGCCUUCGCCCUCUGGAUGAACCGCCAGAGUCGCCGGGACCGUCCCGCGCUGAUUCCCAACGCGCUGUGGAAGAACGCCGCCUUCACCGCCGUCUGCAUCACCGUGUUCCUCGUCUGGGGCGCCCUCAACGCCAGCGAGCAGCUAACCGCUCUCUACCUGGAAGAUGUGCGCGGCCAUUCCGCGCUGGUAUCAUCGCUGUACUUCCUGCCGGCCCCUAUCGCCGGGGUUCUCAUGAACGCCGCCAUCGGCGCAUUCCUGCCGCGCCUGCGACCUUCCGUCGCCGUGCCCGCGGCCUGUCUCCUCAGCGGAAUCGCCCCUCUUCUCCUGGCGACGCUAUGCCGCGUCGACGGCCCCGGAUACUGGCGCGGCGUGUUCCAGGCCAUGGCGCUGAACCCGCUCGGGGCGGACCUGAUCUACACGGUCGCGAACCUGAUCCUGACGGCGGCGUUUCCGGCCCGCACGCAGGCGCUGGCGGGCGGCGUGUUCAACAUGCUGGCGCAGAUCGGGAAGAGCUUCGGGAUUGCCAGCUCGGCGCUGAUCGCCAGGCAGGUGACGGGGCAGCUUCGAGAUGGAGGCAGUAAGCAGGCGGUGCUGGCGGGGUACCGGAUUGGUUGGUGGUAUAAUUGCGCGCUGGGGUUUGCGUCGGUGGCGAUUAGUCUGUGGGGGCUGAGGGGGGUGAGGAGGUUGGAGGUGAAGAGGGAUUAA
Messenger RNA from Aspergillus steynii IBT 23096, 1560 nucleotides. RefSeq names its product MFS general substrate transporter. Gene Ontology annotation, biological process: transmembrane transport. The record is from RefSeq and is a predicted model, not a curated record. Gene Ontology annotation, cellular component: membrane. Gene Ontology annotation, molecular function: transmembrane transporter activity. NCBI's taxonomy places the organism in Eukaryota, Fungi, Ascomycota, Eurotiomycetes, Eurotiales, Aspergillaceae. The transcript has a single exon. Bases 1 to 1560 code for a protein of 519 amino acids.